This is a messenger RNA of Harpegnathos saltator (Jerdon's jumping ant), 1257 nucleotides long. RefSeq names its product putative odorant receptor 92a. The record is from RefSeq and is a predicted model, not a curated record. The transcript is spliced from 5 exons. NCBI's taxonomy places the organism in Eukaryota, Metazoa, Arthropoda, Insecta, Hymenoptera, Formicidae. The coding region runs from base 153 to 1025 and encodes 290 amino acids. Gene Ontology annotation, cellular component: plasma membrane. Gene Ontology annotation, biological process: sensory perception of smell; detection of chemical stimulus involved in sensory perception of smell. Gene Ontology annotation, molecular function: odorant binding; olfactory receptor activity.
AAUACAUAAUAUUCAUCAAACGGACGUUUGAAGCGUCAAAGAGCGUGUUCUCUAUUUACUAUUGUAAUGUUUCCCACGCGUUCCCCUUUUUCUUACUUUGUAAUAUAUAUAAACUAUCGUCCUGUAGGGUAUUCAAUCAAAUCUUGAGAACGAUGGCGGAAGACUGGAAAGAUUGUGCAAACAAUGAUAUUGAAAUGCGUAAAGUAAUCAGCAAAGCAAAGAUAUCGCAUUACGUUAGCAACGCGAUCAUCUACUUGCACACAAUAACAGUACUUUUUUAUGGCAUUAAUAUCAUUUUAACUGACGUCGAUAUUACUGAUCGCACAAUCGAGAUACCGCACAUAUUUCGAAUAGAACUUCCGUUUGACAUAAAAACACAGAGUAUGUACAAAUUCGUAUUAAUAAUAGAACUGAUACAGCUUGUUAUGAGCAGCUGGGGUAAUGGAGUGAUAAGUGCCUUGCUUAUAGCAUUGACCCUACACAUAGGCGGUCAAAUAGAUAUACUACAUUGCUGGUUGACGGGACUGGAAUUUGCAAGGAGUACUGAUAAACACAGAAUCAACGUGAUAAAGAAGAUUAUUCAGAAACAUCAGAAAAUUAUUUAUUUCACGGAAAAUAUAGAGACUCUCUACAUAUUCAUCGCAUUGUUGCAGUUCGUGUCAAACGUGAUAAUGAUUUGCAUAUUAGGAUUUUUGGUUAUAACAGCGCUCGAUAAUCCCAAUGCAACGGAAAAGAUAAUGAGAUCACUUUCGUAUUACAGCGUGACAAAUCUAGAAGCGUUUAUAUUCUGCUAUGCUGGAGAGUAUUUGAUCAACAAGAGCAAAGCGAUCGGAUAUGCUGCGUACGAUUCCGCCUGGUAUGACAUGGAACCAAAGCACAGACGUAUUCUGUUGCUUAUUAUUUUGAGAUCGCAGAAGCAAUUAACACUGACGAUUGGAAAGCUGAUGGAUCUCUCGUUGCAGCGCUUCACAAGUAUUAUGAAUUCCGCGGGUUCGUACAUCUCGGUAUUAAUGGCGAUGCAAUGAAGAGCAACAUAAUGAAAAUAUUUUUCCCGUCGUUUUUCUAUCGAUAGUCGGCGAGUAUGUAUUCAGGAUAAACAGAUUAAUGUAAACAGUAGUUAGUAAACUUAUAAUGUAACAUGUGAAAACUCCGAAAUAUUACAAAAAAAUUAUAUUAGCCGUAAAAUAAUUUCCAGAUGUGACAUCGGAACUACGAAGUAAGCAAUUUCUACGAUCCCGGGCGACUAUAAGAUUAAAG